AUGUUUUCUCAAAUAUCAUCCAACGGGGCCAGUGAUCGCUCCCUCAUGCUCGACAGCGGUGCAUUAUUUCCUAUUAGGCACAUAUCCCCCAAAGCAGAGGGACUACCGACGAUCCCUCGAAGGCGAUCUGCAUCAGUCACAAGGAAGAAGUUCAGAGGAAACAGAAGCUAUGGACAUUCGGCACCCUUGACAAUUGGUGGAAAGAUCUUCUGCAUGAUCUACGCUCUUGUCGGGAUCCCUCUCAAUUUAGUCAUGUUCCAGAGUGUCGGAGAACGGCUGAACGUCUUUAUGGGUUUUGGCGUCAAGAAAAUCAAGAAAUGCCUGCGAUUCAAGAAAUGCUCUGUUUCCCAUACGGAACUCGUUAUCAUAGGAGGCAUCGCAAACGUCAUCAUCACCGUGUCAGGGGCUGUGGCAUUUGUUCAUUUUGAAAAAUGGGGAUUUGUAGAAGCCUUUUAUUACGUCAUAAUAACGCUAACGACUGUGGGGUUUGGUGACUAUGUCGCCUUGCAGAAGGAUAACGACAUUCAGCAGAGACCGCAAUAUGUGUUCUUUAGCAUUAUCUACAUAUUGGUCGCUUUGGUAGUGUUGGCCUCAGUUAUGAAUUUGCUUGUGCUACGGUUAUUGACGCUUAACACCGAGGAUGAGAGGAGAGAGGCACAGGAGCAGGAACUCGCAAUGAGACAGAGUGGUCAUGAAUUGAAUCACAUAGAUUCGCACAUGAACUUCUUUAAUCACAACCACGCGCGAGGACCGUUACUCGCGAAGGGGGAACAUCGGGCAUUCUGCUCGACGUGCAGUUGCAACAGCAAGGCGCCGCAUAGAACUAAUCCCGAUGCAUACGCGGUGGACUUCAGUAUCGAUGCGAAGGGAGUUUACGGUAACAACUUUAAUCCGCAUACAACGCCUGCUGUUUAUAACACAUUGUAUUCUGAUGACGCCGAAGUGUUCGAGCAAUUUUUAUGUACAGAUAGAACAGGCAAACGUGCAUCGAUAUGAGUCACGUGAUUUCAUGACGUAAUGCCAGACGUUUACAAACGCAUGAAUGUUUUCGCUAGAUAAACAAAUAUGGAAAUUAUGAAACUUCUCUUCUUUUAUUGCAACAGUCGUAUUAUGUAUACAUAUUUAACAUAAGUACUACUAAGGGGAAAGCUUUAUUAUCAUACUACGUGUUUUGUACAUUUCCAUAGACAUAUACCAUGCACAAACUUGCCUUUGUUUCUUUCGUGCGUAUAUACAUGUACCUUGUUUUAUGCACGUUUAAAAAAAACAAGAGUGCUUUCACUGUUCAGAUGUCUCUGAUGCAAGAAGAUCUCCCUUGAUUUCGUAGAAAAACAAACACGUAACAAUAUGUCACCCAGUUCCCUUUGCGAUGUGUGCAUUUUCAUUAAAGUUAUUGUCGAAAGAUUUGAAACGUUAUAAGCAUUAUACACAUGAAAAAUCUCUGAUGCAAGAAGAUCUCCCUUGAUUUCGUAGAAAAACAAACACGUAACAAUAUGUCACCCAGUUCCCUUUGCGAUGUGUGCAUUUUCAUUAAAGUUAUUGUCGAAAGAUUUGAAACGUUAUAAGCAUUAUACACAUGAAAAAUCUCCAAGUUUGUUGUCAUCCCAUCAUAUACAGAAUAGUUUUUGAUAGGACUGUUUCCAAAAUAUACUGUUUAAGUUGGCACUUUUUAUUCAAAACACUUAAUACCUCUUCCGUACAAUCACUUUUUGCACUUAGUUUGUUAUCUAUGCUCAAUUUUCAUAACUCCCGCUUCAUUGUUUGAAGCGUGAACGCCAGAAUCCUGUCCAACCCAGAGUUUUCAGGAUAUGUCAGUAAUGUUGUAAGCACAUGCCGUCAUCGAUUCUUCCAUUUUGUAGACGACGUGGAUAAGUUUGAUGUUUGCCUUACCGUCAUGUCGUCAUCACGUAGUAAUUGCAAUCAGGUUUGAGUCAUUGGUAUAAUUAAAUCAUGCUAGUUGCCAAGGCCAAGAGAGGAAUUCAUUGUGUUUCGUUGAAAAGCAGGAGGUGAUGGCCCGUGAUCCCUGGCUAUGCUUGGCCUCUACGAAAGACCACUGGAGCCUCCAAGUGGAACCAUCCACCAUCAUGACCAUCUUAGGAUCUCGGUAUCUUGGAGACAUCGGUUUCCUUCAAAGAAACGAUUCUUGUGUCAAAGUGUGUCCGUCACUCUCUCCUGAGCGAAAAUGGAAAUCAUUGUUUUAGCUCGUAGGAUGACUAAUAUGCCGAAUAUUUACACAUGUUAUUGGAAGUGUUUAUGACUUAACUACUGACCAAUAAUAGAUGUCUUGUAACUUUUUCCCGUUGAAUUUAUUUUCACGUUCUGACCUCAUCUUUGUUUUUACAUGCAAAAUAUGAGGAUGGUUUAGGGCGAUUCUAUGCUAGAAAAAUCAGCCAUUUUCACAACAUUUUUCAUCCUGCUGUCCAAACGAACGAAGAACUUCAAUUUGCUUUGUGGUAAUAUUAAAGUACUGGAUAGACAUGCAAAAAACUGACAUCCAACAAAAAUAUGUUGUCCAUAUGUGAAUUAGAGCUUAAAAUGUUGCGUGUCAUACGGGACAUUUUUGCGUCCCGUACGACACACAACAUUUUCACCUAUAAUUUACCCAUAAUCAUUUUUUGUGUUGGUUAUUAGUUUUUCACAUGACUACCCACUAUAGCUUUAUCAUUGACAAAAAAAGAAUAUCUUAUUGCUCAAGCAUUCGGCUAGGAAACUAGAAAUUGUUGUCAAAAUGUCCCGUACGACACGUAUGGAAUUGCCCUUUAAUGGUGAAUUGAAACUUGAAACUCUCAAACAAAUCAUUUUCUGUGCAUCAGCAGAAAAAAAAUUACUAUUAAGUUCGAUAAAAUGUCGCCACCAUCUCAAAAAACCUUCACAAUCUUAAAUCGUAAAGUAAUCUGCAAAUUGGUGAUGCGUUUGAACACGUUGUAGGUAUUGUUAUUACUAAAGUAUGAGAGUUACUUAUUCACUUUUGCAUAUAUCUGGGAGUAUAAAACAUCUUGUUUAAUAAUUUUGUUUGUAGUUUAGCGGCUUUAUCCACGAACAAAUAACUGUGACCAAACAUAACAGGUCGGAUAUACCUCUUACGACGGAACAAGCUCAAUCUUCCGAAAAAGAUCGAAGUGUUGCGAUCACAUCAUUUUAAGUAACAUUUGUUCCAUUUUUAGUGAUAAUACUGUUGUGUCUUUUUAAUUAUUUACUCCUUUAAGAUGAGUCUUAGUGUUGUUUUUUUACUAAUAACUCAUAUCCUUAUUCAAUAUUUAUCUGAAAUUGACAUAGUGCAUUAACAUGCCAAAUGCGUUUUAACUGAGUAUACAUGUAUUUGCAAAGAAUUCGAUAGUAUGAAUUAAUAUUAUGUAAUUCUGUAUACGGGAUGACAAGGGCAUUUUAGUUAUACCGAUUUACUUUUCCUUUUUGCUGAAGUCUAAAAUGCGGUAAGUCGUAUAAGGUGUGUAAACCAUUUAUUAUUUUCUUUUGAUGUGACAGUACACGACAAUACAAGGCCAUGGAAGUAUGAACAUAUUUGUGUAAUUUAUAUAAAGAAAAAAGAUUAUCUGAUACUUCAUGCAUAUCUCCGAAUGGAAACAAAUUCUAAGAGUUACAAAUCUACUGAUACUUCUAAUUGAUGAAUGAACAACUUAUCAUGACUCUGAACAAUGAUUUCAACACUUUGAACGUAGCAAAGACUACAGAGCAAUACACAAAUUAGCAUUGAAACAAAUAAUAAAUAUAAGUUUAAACAAAACAACAAACAAGCCAACAAUAACCAGCGUUUCGGUCAAGAAGAACAAAUAUAUUCGAAGAAUUGCCUUCUGUGAAUUAUUGAAUGGUUGUUUUUGUGACAUGGCUAUUAAAAUCAAUUACAAUCCACAGUUUGGAUAUUCCAAAAAAGAAACAAGGAAGUUAUUUUAGAACGGACUUGCAUUGGUUGAAAAACGUAAUGUUGUACAAGAAUUCAAUAGUAAGGUACUUUACAACCAGAAGAAAAAACUUAUAGAUAUAUCAUCUUGUGUCAAUAUUUAUGAAUCUCUAAGCAGAAAACAUGAAAGGGUGUUUAGGAGACAGUGGACAAGCAAGCAAGCGAGUACGGGUUAAGAAGUGCAAACAAUGGCGGAGUUGGCUACUCUUUUUUUCACCAGCUACUGCUCCGCCGCUCGCAUGUUUGUGUCCUCGCCUAAUAAAAAGGUGUGACUCCCAGUUGGAACACACUCUGAAAUUACCCAACAGCUUUAAGAUACACCUGCAUGCCUGGUGCUUCAACUGGAGGUUUUGACACGAAGACGAAGAGGCAUGGGUGGAGGUUGCGAAGAAAGGUGAAUUAAGCAAAGGAGACAAGGAUAUACGCUAAGAAGAAGUCGAGGAGAUGCUGUCCUUGGAUUGAAUAAACCUACCGUUCAGCUUUCAUUGGACGAUGCAUAUUUCCAAUCUCUGGUCAAAUUUGCCUCUCUCUGGCUACCAUUCAGCUUCCUUUAGACGGAAGCAAAUGUCAAAUAUCUUUUCAAAUUCGCCUUCCUUACCGGGCCAAAAUUCGCAAUUGACCAUACCGUUAAGCUUUCUCUGGACGGAAGUGAAUCGGUUGGUUGGUUUUAUUUACCGUUUAAAAAUCAUAACAGAAUACGUUGUACAAAAUAUUGAAAUUAAAUAUAUUACAACUUAAAAAGAUACGGAUGGAUCACUCUAUUUAGAGCCAUUGGUAAAAUGGCUCUGUUCUUUCUAUAGAGGUCCACUCGAAUGUCCAAUCUCUUGUAAAAUCAACUUCUUUAACCGGGCCAAAAAUGCAUAGUUGACCAUCACGUGUCGGAGAAAUGAAAAUCUAAUUAAGAUCCCUCUUAUCGACAGGUGUAAGUGGCAUUAUGGCAUGCGGGGUUAAGGAGAAAGGGAGGGAGCACGAAAUAGGGUAAGAAAUACAGUUCAGUGGUGAUAUGAGUCAACCUAAAUACCUCUAUUACAUUUCAAGGAUAAAUCUGCAGUUGCUUUGAUUAAACAUUACUAUUUCAAAGAUGGGAUGGUGUCCCAUUCCCGUAUACUCUGAGAACUGUUAUCCAUUGCAGUGGAUACUAAUAUUUCAAAUCAAAAUGCGUGUAGUUUCCAAAAACUGUUCAUGUUAUCUUUUUAAUCAUUUAUUUCUCACCAUUUAAACAACCCAUAUAGUUCGGGUUUUUUUUUGUGACUGGUAUCAUAACUGCUUGAAAAUGAGGCACGGAUGGGACAGACGCAUCCUCUAUCAGAGUCGGUAUUAAUAAACUGUCAUUGUUAUCCCAUAUUCUAUUUUCACCCAAUAUAUUUUUGCGUCAUGCGACAACUUGGCCACCUUUUCAACGGCAUUAUCGAUUCAAUAACGGGAUUUGGUGGAAGGUUUUAUCACCUUUUCACUGGCCAGGGUCGCGUUAGGGGUCACAUAGUGCAUCGCAGUACAUGUGCAAGCUCGAACCUAACAAAACUAAUUCAUGUCUUUGUUUCGUGGCCCAGAAUAAAAGAGAGAAACCGGAGGCUGUGCAAUUUGCAAACACCACCAUCUCUCUAACAAUCUCAUGUUAACAACAAAACGAUUAGGAAGUAUAUUUUUACAGUCAGUUUACAAUCAAGGCUGUAACCGUUUGAUUAGCGAGAAGGUGACGGAACGGUAUUCUUCACACAAAGCAAAUGCAAACCAACGAGUUCAUGUAACUGGGAUAAGAAAUAUAUGGAUCUAUAGUUUGAAUUUCUUUCUUUAGUUAGUAAAGGGGAAAACAAAAUUGCAUUACUUUAUCAGAGAAGGCAUACCUUAAAUUGUGAGUUUAAUGCCUUGAAAUGCAACAUUAUGAAGGUAUUUUAGUUUUCAUAUUCCUCUAAGGCUAGUUUAAAACUAAGGUUCAUUACUCUUGUCAAUUAAUAUUGGUCUUAGUACACAAUCAAGGAUGAUGUUAUAUCAUUGUAUCUUAAAUUAUUUUUCGUUAAUUCCACGCAUGGCUAGACUCUCAACGCAUACAACCAUAGUUCCUGCUCUAAGUUUAAUCAUUUAAACUUAGUGUCAGACUACUAUGUUUGAAUAACAAAAACCAUCAAAUCAUGAUUUCUGUUUCAAAGUGCCAAGUAUUCUGAGUAUUGUGACCCACUAUAAGACUAUGCAUUUACCACAACACGUACCAAUUUACUGUCACGGCGCGGCGUGACAUCGCAGGGCGUUGCAGAUAUUUGGCCACUCAAUAGAGCACGAGGAGUAUUGCCAAUAAACACCGAUUACCAUUAUUACAUCCAAACCAUCAUACAUUUGCUCUCAUCCCAUUUUCUCUCUUGUUCUCUCUCCUGGUCCUUAUUCCUUUCCAUAUGCCGGUAUCUCAUGCUGUUUUCUGCUUUAUUGCGACCACAAACCGCAUGCAUGACCUGUAGGCCUACCUCUUUCCUUUUCAACGGUAUUCUCUCUCUCUUUUUUUUUGGUCAUCACUUUCGUUUCCCGUUUUCUCUGUUAUUUUUUUCUACCAAUACCAUUUCGUAAUUAUGUUUUUUUUGUGUGUGUGCGAAGUCUAUAGACCCCAUUCAUUUUCUGUUACACAUAUGGCUUUUGAAAAAUGUUUUUUUUUGUAGCAAGCUUGGCCUUGCACCAAAUUGCCACUCAUAUACUGUUUUCAUUUCCCUAUUACUAGAGUUUACCACCAUCUCCUCUUUAUCCAUCUCCCUCUGCUUCUAUCUCUCCCCCUAUAUCCACACCUCUCUCCGUCUUUCUUUCUCCCUCUCUCCCUCUCUCUCUUUCUGUCUCUCUUGGAACAUGCGGAGAUUACUUGCCGUGAUGAUGAGGAUGAUGCAUCGGUGUGGAACUCUGUCGUCAUGGCAACAUUGACGUCACGGUUUCAUUCGUAUUCCGCUAUCCAUCAGAAGUCUCGCUCUAACAAAUUUCUUUCACUCUUUUUCCCUCCUUCUCCUUCUUUUUCUGCUUUAUCUAUUAUAAUUUUCCCGCAUGACCCCUUUUUCUGUCUCCGGCCAUUGUCUGUCUCGUAAUCAAAAUUUGGCCUGACCCGUCAGUCUUGUAAAUUAUCGCCAGGAUAUCGAGAUACUUCUCGCAUUCUUGAAUCAUAUGCAUGCGUGGACAGUAUGCCUGAUGCAGACGUCAAUCUGGAAGCUAUAAAUACAUGUAUUAUGUAAAAACCAUGAAAUGUUCCGUCAUUCUCGUAAUAUGAAAGAAAUGCACCUUUUACAAACAAUUUGAAUUCAUUUUCCCUUUACUUAAUGCCUCUUCUUAAUUACAUACAUCUGUUCUGCAAGGAUUCUAGCAAAGUGAUCCUGUUGUAUGCUAUAGUCUUGAUUCAUUUGCCUAUCGCGAAUCCAUACUUCUGAAUUAUGUCUGCCCACCAUAUUAUGUUGAUGAGAAUUUGUCUGUUUCUUGACGGUACAAAUGAAGUGGGGGGGGGGGGGGGGUGGUGUCACGAAAAUGAAAUGUAACGGCUAAAUUGUCUCGUACAAUCUCACUCGCGGCACGUUAUGGUGUGUGCUCAUAGGUGGGCAGCUAUGCAUUCGAAUACAGGUAAUACCAAAUAAGAUUUUUUGUUUUCAAAGAAAAGGGAAAUUGAGGAAAGUAUUAAUGCUUGAAAAGGGUAAUACCAAACCAAUUACUUCAUAUUCCAUUCACGUGACCAGUAAAGUAGUUACUACGACCCCCUGCAGAUUUCAUGAAUAUUAAAAAAGGAGCAGGUGCUUUGAUACUAAUUUUCUAACAUGUAUACGGAGUAAAAGUCUCUAAGUCAAGAAUUUCUUCCAGGAAAGCCAUUGCCCUUUGGAGCCCCCACACUAAUUGCAAGAAAUUGUUGCACGUUCAUGGAUGAUUAGAGUGACAACGAUUAAUAAGUAAGUCAUUAACAGUGAUGUAAGGAUCUAAGAUGAACCGUGCUAGUCAAUCAUCAAAAUAGCACCCAGACCAAGUUCUCCUCAUCUCCCAACUUUUUUUUUCUUAACGUAUUGGAGAACAAGUGUAGAACAGGGCGCCUUAACUAAGUAAUAAACGAAUGGUUUAAUUCAAUUUAUUUUACGCUGAAUUCGCUGUAAGAUAUUAAAAGAAUGUAAAAGUAAAUUCUCGGUUGCACCGGAGAUAUCAUAAUCUUAAUUUAUACCGGUGAAUGCCUUAUCAUUCGAAUUCAAAAUUCAAUUCUCAAGUCUUAAAUUCCUCAUCGGGGUAAGAUGUGGACCUAUUAUUGAAUCGACUCAAAGUUGCAUCACCCUUGUAUGUCUUAUUUUUAUUUUAUGAAUAACUAACUGUGUUAUGUUUCUCUACCAUUUGAAGGAGUAAGAUCUUUGCAUUAAAUGAAAUAAUCCCGAAAUUGCUAUCCAUUAUCAGGGUAAGAUAUGAAACUAUUAAGGCAUUAUAUUUCUAGUGGUACCAACCAUUCUUACUAUAUCUUUGUUCUAUGAAUCGUUUUUGGUGUAAAUUUAUUUGGCCUAGCAUUUGAAGUGUAAAAAAUCUGGGAUUAAAUAUUUAAAAAAGAAAUGGUGAUUUUUUUAUCAGCGUAAGAUAUGCAACUAUUAGGAUUCUCGAUUCUUAGUGACACAAUUAUUCAUGCCUAGAUAUGUUGUAUGAAUUAUUUGCUCGUUUGAUUUUGAUUGCUUUAUCAUUAAAAGUGGGAAUAACGUGGUGAUAAAUAUAUAUAAAUAUUACGCUAUCGUUGUUCCCUAUCAGGGUAAGAUCAUUAAAAAUAUUAAGGCAUUCUAUUCUCAGUUGCAUAAUUCGUACCUCUAUGUUUUAAUGGUAUGGCCUAUUUCCUGUACUAUUCUAAUUGGCGUAUCAUUUUAAAUUAGAAUUAAGUUAUAUUAAAUUAAAAAAAAAAAUUAUUAUUCAUCAUCGGGGUAAGAUGUGAAACUAUUAAGGCAUUCGAUUCUCGGUUGCUUCAUCAAUAUAUGUAGGUUUUAACAUUAUGACAUAUUUUCUUUUAUGAUUCCGAUCGCUUUAUCAUUUGAAGUAGGAAUAAUCUGGGACUAAAUUAAAAAAAAAACCCUACAAAAUUAGUAUUCCUUAUCAGGAUAAGAUGUGAAAAUAUUAAGGUAUUCGAAGCUUAGUUGCAUCGUCAAUGAUCUACAUGUAGCUUUUAUUUUCAAUUCCAUUGCUUUAUAAUUCGAAGUAUAUAUAUAUAUAUAUAUAUAUAUGCAUAUAUAUAAAGGAUAUUAUGAUUCCUCAUCAGGGUAAGAUAUGAAAGUGUUAAGGUAUUCGAUUCUUAGUCGCAUUAUCCAAGCCUUGAUAUUUAUGUUCUAUGAAUUAUUUUCUGGAUUUAUUUCUAUUCAUUCAAGGUGGAGUACACCUGAAAUUAAAUGUAGAAGAAAAGAAAUCAGAAAUCAUAAUUGAGCAUCGGGAUAAGAUAUCAAUUUAUCAAAGUAGUUCAUUCCAAGAUUCAGUAUAAGAAGCAUGUUUAAUGACCAUUUGACUGUUUUUUUUUUCUUACAUCAAAAUUUGAUGUUGUAGAAUCUUCUGAUAUGGUUAAUACGAUAAGAUUGGGGUCGGUCGAGGAGCAGCUAUAUAGCAGUUCUCAAGUGCUGUAUACACUGAUUUGAUAAUUAAACGAAAAUGAUAUGCGAUAAUAAUUCUGUCACAACCGAAGUUAAACGUAAGAUCUGUUUCUACAAACGUAACAUUUUACGUACAUAUUUUGUGUUGUUGUUUUCAUUUUUCAAUCAUAUUAUUUUUUAUUGUUAUUACCAUCAGAGUCAUCAACAUCACAAUCAUACAAUAAACUAGGUCUCAUUAUACAACGGUGGUCCCUGCUGGAAGUUGCGAUACGGAGAACGGUUUGGGAUUAAGGGGUUUUCGUACAAUGUUGGGUCAAUAAGUUAUUGGAAACUGAUUUUCUGUAAUUCUUUGGUGGUUAAUAUUUCUCGAAUAGAUUUUUGGUAAAAAUGAUACAAAAUCAGUAUCUUACACAUUGCUCAUACAGCCCUGGAAAAUGAAAAAUCAUGGCAAUAUUACACUGCCGUUCUCUCUCCUCCUCGUAUGUACAUUUUAUGCCGUUACUUUUGCUUUCAUCCACUUCCAUCGAAAGUUUCUCCACUAGUCAUGACCAGUAUUCGAGAAAAAAAUCCCCGUAUGUCCCUUUAAUCAAAACUUGUCAAAUGUUUUAAAAUAGACUUAGGAUAUUUUCUCUUUUUAAUUGAACGAACUGUGUGUGAGAGGUCAAAGUUUAGCAGUCUUUCAUUGUCUUUUUUUUUCUUUAAGUCUACUUUUACUAGCAUUAUUUAAAUAUGACUGAACUAUUACCGGGCUCUGUUAAGUGCAAUAGUACAGUAUGCAUCAUACCAAACCAAUAUAAUCAUGGUUUAUUUAACGACUAAAACUUAAAAGAAUGCAUUUUGGGCUAGGAAGUAGGUAUUAAAUUUGACAUUCGAGUCGGUAUGUAUGUCAAAGCAACCUACGAUAAAUCGAAGCAUGUGUAUUUGUCCAUAAUUAUACAAAUGUUUUCUUAGUUUAGAGAAAACGUUAUCGUGUAUCAUAUCAUUAUCAUAUUUGAUAUGGAAACGACUUAUCAAUGGUCGUUUGGGUUUAUUUACUCUUCAGUAAUCGUUUAUUAUAUCAUUAUUGAGUUUGUGUGUGCAUUAACAUGAAGUCCCGUCACAUUUGAAUGUGUAUUUUUUUUUUCAUUUUCAAAUGCAUGGUGACUUCCAGGAAUAUUGGGGAGCGUUUAUUAUUCAUAGCACUCUAAAUUCCAAGGAUUUAGAAUAAAUCCAGUUCGGCUGUGAAAAGUGCCUAACCAAAUAUUAUAGUUAGAUUUGAACCUUUUUGAUUUAAAUGUAAAGCUAUAUGAUUUUUAAUUAUAUCUUUUUGAGAUUUAAAAAUUAAUUCUCAAGAUUAUAAAAUUAAAUCCAAUAUUCCACUGGUCAGUGUUUACAGUCGAUCUUGAUUUAUUUUAAAUCCUUGAACUUUAGAGUGUACUCUAUGAUUGUGUCCUGCGAUUUUCUGUUCGGAUAGUUUUCAAUCAAUAAUGAGUUUUAGCAAACCUGACCAAUCAUCUGGUAUCAUAAUAAUAGGCAAAAAUAUCCGUUAGUGAUCAAGUCCUGGAACUGAUUAUAAUGGAUUAUUUACACCGUACUCUCUUUAAAAAAAUAGAGUGAAAAUUGUUCACUCUGUGAAUAGAUAAUAAUACAUUUAAAUUGAAUUUCACUUGGUGUUGAGUGAAUUUCACCAUUUUAAUAGUUAUAUUUGUGUGAAACGUUUGAAUAUUCACUCUUAAUUCACUCCAAAAUUGCAUGGUUGAACCUUAACUACCUACCAGGUAAGUACAAAACGAGCAAAAUGCACUAUUUCUAAAGGGUAUGAACAUUAAUUUAUUUCAAUUUUGGAUGGUGAUACAUGUAAAAGUCGAGUUCAUAAUCAUAAAAAUAUCAUUAAGAAGAUUCAUCAUAUUGAUUGAAUUUGGUUGAUUUAAUCCUGGAUUUAUCAUCAAUAACUUCUAUAUUUUAUGAUGUUUAAAGUAGCGUGCAUAAUUAUAACUAUGUAUAUUGUAAAGAGACAAAACUACACAACCGUUUUGUCUCCCUUCAUGCCCUUGUUUGUUUAUUAUAAUGGUAAUCUUAUUCUUCCUCUAAUAAGGCUAUUGUACAGAUAUAGAUCUAGCUUAUUGUAUUUUGAAGAAAACGUGUAUCUUUCGUGUGUAUGUGGAUUAGCAUUAGAAACUUUUGAUACGAACAUUUUGGUUAUUUUCCAUAAUAAUUGAUUACUGUACAUAACGGUUACUAAUCAUAUAUGUAUAAUAGAAAAAUUUCUACGAAAAAAAAUGUGUUUUCUGUUUUCUUUUCUGAACUUUUGAACAAAUUUAUUGAUUGAAUAGGUUUUGCAGUUACUGGAUAUUGUAUUUCGAGUCUUUAUUUCUUUGUUAUACGAUUGCAUCAAUG
Lytechinus pictus (painted urchin) is the source of this 11838-nucleotide messenger RNA. RefSeq names its product potassium channel subfamily K member 9-like. NCBI's taxonomy places the organism in Eukaryota, Metazoa, Echinodermata, Echinoidea, Temnopleuroida, Toxopneustidae. Gene Ontology annotation, cellular component: plasma membrane. Gene Ontology annotation, biological process: stabilization of membrane potential; potassium ion transmembrane transport. Gene Ontology annotation, molecular function: outward rectifier potassium channel activity; potassium ion leak channel activity. The record is from RefSeq and is a predicted model, not a curated record. The transcript is spliced from 2 exons. Bases 1 to 996 code for a protein of 331 amino acids.